This is a messenger RNA of Conger conger (European conger), 7793 nucleotides long. Its product is annotated as RING finger protein 150-like. The transcript has 7 exons. Lineage: Eukaryota; Metazoa; Chordata; Actinopteri; Anguilliformes; Congridae. The record is from RefSeq and is a predicted model, not a curated record. The coding region runs from base 294 to 1583 and encodes 429 amino acids.
GCUCCGACCAAUACAGGCCAAAUUCACAAGACAGUAGCAAGCUAGCAUCGACAGCACAAAGCACCCCCUGCGCAACCAGCAGUUCAGAAAUAACGUCUCAUGAAGCAGUCGUUGGCGGCGAUUGUUUGGUAUAGCAAGCUCUACAUAUUUAACACUGAUAUAUUCAGUGUGGUUUGUGUAGAAGAAGAUCAAGAUUAUUUACUUGGAAAAAGAGAUACUGAAAGGGGGGCAAGGAAAACAAACUGAGACAGGAGUCUGCUCGGCAGCAGAGAACCGAUAGGCUCGGGAUUGAUAUGGCAAUGUCCCUUAUUCAAGCCUGCCGCAGCCUGGCUCUGUCAACAUGGCUGCUCUCUUUUUGUUUUGUACAUUUGCUGUGCCUGGACUUCACCGUCGCGGAGAAAGAGGAAUGGUACACCGCAUUUGUAAACAUUACCUACAUAGAUCCUGCUACUUCGGAUAUCAAAACAGAGAAGACCGAAUGUGGCCGCUAUGGCGAACAUUCACUGAAGCAGGAUGCCAAGGGGAUGGUGGUAAUGCCCUAUUUUUUGCACGAUAGACAGGCUUGCGAUCCGAACACUAAAUUUGCGAUUCCUGCUAAUGCUAGCUCGUGGGUAGCUUUAAUAGCCAAAGGGAACUGUACUUACAAAGACAAAAUCCGUCAUGCUGCAAGCCAAAACGCUUCUGCAGUCGUCAUAUUUAACGUGGGUUCCAGCAAUGCCAAUGAAACUAUCACAAUGCCCCAUCAAGGUGCGGGCGACAUUGUAGCCAUCAUGAUCCCGGAGCCCAAGGGCAGGGAGAUCGUGGCUCUGCUGGAACGCAACAUCACCGUGACGAUGCACAUCACCAUUGGCACGCGCAACCUGCAGAAGUACGUGAGCCGCACCUCGGUGGUGUUCGUCUCCAUCUCCUUCAUCGUACUGAUGAUCAUCUCCCUGGCCUGGCUGGUCUUCUACUACAUCCAGAGAUUCCGCUACGCCAACGCCCGCGACCGGAACCAGAGGCGUCUUGGAGAUGCUGCUAAGAAAGCCAUCAGUAAACUGCAAGUUCGAACCAUCAGGAAAGGGGACAAGGAAACCGAGUCGGAUUUCGACAACUGCGCAGUGUGCAUCGAAGGCUACAAGCCAAACGAUGUAGUGAGAAUCCUGCCCUGCAGGCACCUCUUCCACAAGAUCUGCGUGGACCCCUGGCUUCUGGACCACCGGACGUGCCCUAUGUGCAAGAUGAACAUCCUGAAGGCGCUGGGGAUCCCUCCCAACGCAGACUGCAUGGACGACAUCCCGCCGGACUACGAGGUGUCCAUCGGGGGCCCACCCACCAACGCGGUGACGGGCGCUAGUGACAUCACGGUCAACGAGAGCUCGCUGGUGAUGGACUCGGGCCUCCGCAUGGUGGCUCUCCCGCAGGUGUUCCCUGACCCCGACAGCCUGGUGCAGGCCGGAGAGAGCCACAACAUGGACUCCAAUGAUCAGCAGCCCAUGGCGAGCAGCGACUCCAGCAGCACCUCCCUCAUCCUGCCGGUGGAGGUGUGCCUGUCCAACGUGGAGCUGACCUCGGACCACGCCCAGGACGAGGUCAAGUCGUGAGGGGCCCCGGGGCGGAGCGGCACGGGCGGGGCGAGGAGCCACCCGGCCCGUGUGUGAGUGGGGGCGAGACAUUGUUUACGCGAGGGCGGUGUGUGUUACCACAAAGGAAAGGGGAGCCUGAGCACAGUGGUGUGCUCUGGACAGGAAAAGCAAUAGAAACACAGUGCUAUAUUAUUUCUUUCUUCAUGGCCUCCGCUGCAAUGAGAUACCAUAGCCCCGACCUCACUGGGGCUGCACACAGUAUGUUUAACUUCCACCAUGCCUGAUUUCUCCUUUCGUUUCCAAGCUCUCCUCUCCCGGCUGGACAAUGUGGACAGAAGAGAAGCAGCUUGUUUAGUUCUGGAAGAGGGGCUGUAGUAGAGACUUCUGGGUGUCGUUUAAUCCCCUUUCCCCUAGAAGGCAUGGAAAUGUAACCGUUUCAAUUGCUACGUCCGAAAAGCCACUGCCAAAAUGUACCAGUAUGAAACUCAACUUUUUUCUGUACACAAGUGUUUGCUUUGAGUGUCAAAAUGAGUGCCUGUGUGAACCAGCAUCAGCAGAUCCCCAGCUUUAGGAUUACAGAGGGCCCUGGCCACAGUGUUAGACCACGCGUCUUUCUUUCAGCUUUCCACAGCGCUUUGUAGACUUUGAACCCUUUCUAUACACUACUGUCCAAGAAUCCCUCAAGCUAGCUAGCAAGUCUGCUUUCCUGAACACUACUGAUUCUAAUCGAACAAUUCCAGGGAAUCCAAGUUAAAGUGCACCUUGUGAGCUAAAACUUAUUCCUCCAUUUUAUUUUGGGAGAAGUGUAAAUGGUAAAUUAGAGCUGCCUUUUAUUUACUUUUUUUUUUGGAACCAAUCGGAAUCCUGCUGGUAGUCUUAUCCCCUGUGAUUCUUGGACGGUGUCUGUGCAGUACCGUCCCUGCUCUUUGAGUCUGCCCUGGAGCGCCAAACUUCCAAUUAUGUGCGUGCCGGAGACAUUUGCAAGCGUUCGUCUAGGAGGGCGCGGUACAAUCAUGGUAGACCAGGGGGAACACAUUUUGGUGUAACAAUCAAAAAGUGGGUGUGCCACACCGUUCUGCUGCCAGAGGUGGUGAGGAGUAUUUUCCAUGAUGGAGCCUGGAAUGUCAUUCCCAUCACGAUCCAAAAAAAGAGCCAAACCCCUCCCCUUCCCCCACCCCUGAGCCUCGAUGGUCUGAGGUUGCCAACAAUUCAGUUUAGGGUGUAUUUUUCGGCUCUUGGAGAUCAUUCUGACUUGUCCCUUCAAAUGAGGGGGUGUCCACAAAACAAAUAUCUAAAAAUAAAAAGGUCAAAUUUUGAAAACUGAACUCGACAGGCAUAUCCUACAAAGUGUUUUUUUUGGGGGGGGGGGGGUUUCUUUUGCAUUUUAAAGACAUUGAGAUCAUUUCCAUGCUGUCUAUGGAGUCGGAUUUGUUUAAGAAAAACGAGAGCAGUGCUUCAGGAUUCGGGUUUGGUUGGAUACCCUACGCAUUCAAAUAAAUUCAGGCGGUUCUGUGAGUGGACGGACGGACUGUGCGACCUGACUCUGUAAAAACUGAAAGUGUUAGUCCUCAGACUAGAUUUCAUAGGGCUGCCCAAGCCAGCGUAUCGAUUUCAAUACAGGAGUCUACAUGAAAGAGGAGGGGCUUUAUCAGAUAGCUGGUAUGAAUAUGUGUUUGAGCAGAAAGUUACAUGCAGACAGAUAACUCAUUUUAAAUCAGGAUUUACCCCCCACACACCUGAUGCUAAUAUUAAGCAGCCAUGUCUUUCUUUCAUGAGAACCGUUGGAAGCUGAGUUCUCAGAUUGAUGUUACAAAAUCUGUAUAAACGUGAGGUCUGUCAACUCUCCCCAGAUAAGCACUAAUUUGUACUAUUUAAUGAUGGUAUAGAUUUCUAAUAUUUUUUCCUGAGGAGGAACACAAUUCAUAAUAAUUAACUGUUGGCUUGGUGAGCAUUUUGUUCAUCAUCAUUAUAUAAUCUUCAUGCAUUGCAAUUGACAUGACGUGGUCAAAGUAAAUGUGUGUAGAAUCCGAUCUCAGCAUGAACCAACUGGUAUGAGGUAGGAAAUGUAGUCAAAUGACAUUUAUUUUAGUAAGAGAAGUUUUAUUUUUAUAAAGAAAAGAGGAGGAAUAUUGUAUACUGUCACAUUGGAGUUUGGUAAAGUGAAUUAGUGUGUUUUGGGGUCAUAUAUUAAUGACAGCUGUUUUGUACCACCACUCCCUCCUUCCAAAUUUUCUAUUUGCGCACAUUACCAAAGAUGCAGUUCAUAGUUCAAAAGGUCUGAGAUCAUUUGAUUUUGCCAUUUCACCAUGUGACUGUAGUCGCCAAAGCUGUGUCGGCAUCUGACUACAACUGUAGUUCAAACAAACAAACAAACAUCAGUAAUGAUUUGACCCAAACGUAGUUGGGCUGGAAUGGAAAAUAUUGAUUUGUUAUUUGAUCAUUUGAUAGCUGGUGCCUCUGUGGAGGCUGAUAUCGAUGUCAUGGCGGAGCUGCAUUUGUUAUUGUCAUAUACGAAACUGCACGCACAGAAUGCUGACGGAAUGCAUUUAGUUCUAAUUCUCAAUGACACUAGUUAUCGCGCAUACCACAGACACAUUGCCUCGUGUGGUUGCUAGGAAACGGUAAACGUUUUAUUUCGAAACGUAAAAGUCGCAUUCUGCUAUGCUUUGCGUCAUUUCAUGCAGUAUUAAAUUUGGAUACAUUUAUAGCAGAAUGUCUCCCCUUUUUACAUCAAGUUUCUAUGAAAAACCAACACCUUCUUUCAUCUGUAAAUAAACAGCCAAACGAGCGAGGGAAUGCUCGAUAAAGUGAUUCAUCAAAACUUGCUCAGAUGUGAGUGCCGUGUGAAAUGCGAGUCUUUCCUCUUUGUUAAACUGCCGGGUCUCUUCAGUGCUAUUUUAACUAGUUCAACCUACACACUCGACACACAUUCUUGCUUCUGACGGUCCUUGGUAGCAUUGGAAUGGAUUCAAACAUUAAAAAUGAGAAUGUGUGAAGUAUGUUCAAUACACCCACCAAAGCUAGGACACAUUUCUGUGGCAUUAAAUAUUUAUGCUCCUUAGAAAAUAUGCAUUUCACAUGAUUUAAUGUAGCAUACUUGCUACUUUUUAUCUGUAAACUGUGCCAGUUUUAACGGAAUGAAACACAUGAGUAUACAGCUCUAUUAGGAAAGAGCAAACACUGCAUUGGAGAUCAUGUGCUUUUCCCUUGGGCUGGGACUAGCUACCUGAACUGCAUCACAAGCCUGAUGGAGUCACUCAUGCAUAGGGCUGCCUCUCCACUGACCCUCCACAGACCUGCUUCAUUUGAGCCAAACCCAUGCUAAUGGACGUCUGAGUGCUGUUUUCGCCCAGAGCCACUGCUUUCUAUCGUAGGCAUUUCAUUAUAAACAAAAGGACAAUUCCUUAAGGCCAUUUUUCAUGGUUGUAAGGCACCUAGUACGCCCUUUAAUAAGUGAGCAAGCAAGUUCAUGAUGGUUUGAAAACCAAACUAACUACGGUUACAGUGUUGAGACCUUGUUUGCUUACUUAAAGUCACUCGCCCUUAAAAGGAUAUUUGCAUUAGUGAGCAAGUACUGCCCAUUCUCUGAAGUCUUUGGUCUGACAUAGCACAUCCUGCUCAUAAUUUAUCGGACCACCAUCCUUGGGCAUCAACCCCACUUCCGUUAGUUAAAAUGGAAGAGAUGGUUCUGUAUAUUUACACAUACCCGGGCCCUUCGAAUAAUAGGGUGGAGUCUUAGUCUUGAGUCUUGAUAUACCCUCACCCACUGUCCACUCAUAGGCCUAAUUGAUCAGACAAGCACACGUCUCAAAUAAAUCUAACAAGAUUAUUCCCCAGAGCAACUAACAGAACCUCUACCCAACAAUUAUUUAAAGCACAUGAUUAUUGACGUUCUCCUCUUUCUUGCUGCAAGCUCCCUUUUGAAAUCCAAGCACAGCACCAGUAUUGAUUUGUACUUUUUAUUUUGUUUGUGUAUUCCUUGGCUUCCUUUAUUUUGUUGUCCCUCAUUCUAUCGUAACAAACCCAUUGGUAAAAAUAUGUUUUUCAUGGUGGAUAUAUCUUCCCACUUGUGGUGUACAUUUAGAUUUUACUUGGAUUUGUGGCUCCAUAUAGGUAGCUGUAUGUUAUUCUAAUGGGCAGGUAAAGGUAGAUUGGAAAUAUUUUUUUUAAUGUAUUCAAAAAAGCUGAAGAGGUUUUAAUGAAGUGAAUUCAUUCAUUCCUACAAAUGCCUCGCAACUGCUGAUUUCAGGUCUUGCAGACCUGCAGUUGAGAAGCAUAAGGACUUGUUAGUGAGAGUGCUCAUGUCACAAUAAUACUUCCAGUAUGUCCAGUAUGUUCUUCCCAGUGGCUUCCUCAUCCUGUUUAUCAGAGAGGGAAGGAGGAAGUGAGAACUCUGGUCUGUUUAUCUGCAGAUUCCUUGGGGGAAUCUGGCAGCUUGUACAACCAAUGCUAACAUACCAUGGUGUGCAUUAAAUGAGCAGUAUUUUUGGAGUAUGCAGGCAAGCAGUGUAGGAGCAAUGUUAUGUUUGCUUUUUUUGUUCCUGUAGUCAUUUCAUAUUUGAGGUGUGAGAUUUUAUGUAGACAGCUAUUAAGGAACAUUCCUGUUGGAAGCCGACUACAAGUGUUUGGCAUUGAUUCUUAGGUAAAAGCAGCAAUUAAACUCUGAUGAUGUACCCCAGUGGACUCUAAAUCUUUGGAGCAGGAGUAUAUGAUGGCCAUUUGUUUUGCUCUAAUGCCUGGGGUACUUAGCCCUGGUCCUGGAGGGCUGCAGUGUUUGCAUGCUUUCAUUGAAGCCGAGGCACUUAACCAUCUGCUUCAACUAGUAAUGGUCUUGAUAGUCGAUUCAGUUUCCCUCCCCAGUUCUGAGAAUGAGUGGUGUGGGCUAGGAGGUGGAACCCCUCCUCUUAUGCUGCAGAUCCCACAGCAUCGUUGGUUUAUUGUCAUCAUAAUGCAGUCUGCACUGUUUCUUUGCACAUACGGUCUACCCGGUUUGCUCACGUUUAUAUGUUUGUUACUGAUCUGGCAAAUGCCAUCUGUAUUGAUAGACCACCAACUUUUUUUGUAUGAACUAAGAGGAAGGUUGGCUUUUCAAGUAUUUGUACAGAACACACAGGUCAUGCUAACUCUCCUUUUUCCAUCAGAUUUCUCUGUUUGUGCAACUCUUUCCACAAGUUGUUUACAUUUUGUAAUGACGGUAGUGGAAAUGUCCAUCAGUGGCCUACAGAUGUGGACACCUCAGUACGCUGUCCUGUGUGACCGUGCAGCCAAGGGAAACGGGAUAUUAAUGAUAGAGGUUAAAGCAAAUGAGUGAUGUCAAUGGAAUGUACUUUUAAGCUGUGUUGUCUUGCUGUCCUUAACAUCUAUAUUUUUCAUUUUACAAGCUGACAUUUGCGUAUGUUAGCCAAAUCACACUUGAAAGUAGAUAGCACUCAUUUUAGCAAAUAUUAGGAAAUAUAUAAUUUCGUAAAAAAUUGGUUAUUUAAGUGGCAGAGAUGUUUCUCAGUGACAUUGAUGUUGGAUAAUUAAGCAUUUCAUCUGCUGCUAAACAAACGCUCGGCUCAACAAACGCUAAUGCACUUGGAUGUCCUCUAAAAUGUUCUUCCCAGGCUUGUUUUUGUGAAGUAUUAAAUUAUUUCAUUUCUUAAUAGAAAAAAAUGCCUCUUCUGCCUGUCUAUUACCAUUUUCUUUUCCUUUUUCUUUUUUUUAAACCGGUUGCAGACACCUUCCCAUAAUGCACUUUAAACCUUGAGAGAGAGAGGAAAGCAGACAAAAAAAAAAAUACGAGCUAAAAAUCUGAAUAGUUUUUGAGAAUGUCGCUGUGUAUGAAGGGGAGCAGGCUAUGGAGUGUGUAAUGGUGCAUUGUUCUAAAGUUGCCUCCCAGCUAACACGUCCUCACUGCGUUGCUGCAAAUUGUAGCAACUUCAACUUCGUUUUAUUACUUGCAACGUGACCGCAACGUUGUGAAGACAUUGUGUUUGCUGGGUCUUUGGUGGAUAUAAAGAGCCUGUCCUCUGUGUUUAUCCAAAAUGGCUCUUGGUAAGGGGGUUGUUACUAAUGUUAAUGUUGAGUACACUAUCCAGCAGAGUUACUAUAUUGCUAUUUUGUUACAUAGAAGAACAUGUAAAUAAUGUGCAGCCGUGUUGAUCUACUGUUAUAGUACAAUGUUGCACGUGUAUGACUCAAAAAAAAUGACUGUGAGUUACAAUAAAUUUUAUUGCAAGUUUUUCA